This is a messenger RNA of Trichobilharzia regenti, 675 nucleotides long. The record is from the annotation of a GenBank genome assembly. Lineage: Eukaryota; Metazoa; Platyhelminthes; Trematoda; Strigeidida; Schistosomatidae.
AUGCUGCCCUAUUUUGAUUACCAGUUCCGUGUCAUCAUAAUUGGUGAUAGUAUGGUUGGAAAAUCCUCCCUGAUGAAAAGUUUCGUUGAAGGAAAUUUCUCAUCAGUAUCUGACCCAACUAUUGGGGUGGAUUUUUUCUCUCGAACUGUACGAAUUCAAGAGGAAGUGUUUGUUAAACUGCAACUAUGGGACACUGCUGGUCAGGAGAAAUUUAGGUCUAUAACCGCAUCCUACUACCGAAACUGUGUUGGAGUCCUUAUUGUAUUUGAUCUAACUGACAGAGAGACAUUUGACCAUGUUGCUGAUUGGUAUGAAGAAGCUCGUGGUUCCAUCAAGUGCUCUGCUCCUGUAUUUAUAAUAGUGGGCCACAAAGCUGAUCGUCGUGAUGAGCGACAAGUGAGUAAAAUGGAAGCUCAAUCUCUUGCCCAACGACUUGGUGAUUACACCUACAUAGAAACAUCUUCACUUACUGGACAAAAUAUUGAAAGAGCCUUUGAACUUCUUGCUGAAGGAAUAUAUGCUAAUGUAAUAAAAGGAAGUUAUAAUGAGUUAUGCGCAGCCGGUAUUUGGGAUGGUGUUAAACAAGGUCAUAAUGCUGCAUUAGCUGCCUCAUUAGCAAAUAAAUCAAUACAUUUUGGACAAGAUGACUCCAAACCACACAGUGAUUGUUGUUAA